GUGUGGGGUGCGGAGACGGCAGAGGGGCGCACGCACGCACGCACGCAUGAGCGUACGCAUGCAGACAACCUCUUUCUCGUCGCGGAAAAGACAACAUGCGAUAAAAUGUCGCCCACCCCAUCGUCGCUGACCUGAGUGAGAUUGAACAACCGCUCGCUCACUCGCUCGCUUCAGUGUUCGCCGUAGCCUGUCGCACGUAAAACGUCAAACGUAAAACAGAGGUACUCGCGUACAGACGUGUCGUAUCGGAAUCGCGUACAAAUAACGUCAAUGACGACAGUCGUGCGAUUAUUAACCUUUCCGUUUUUAUAAAUCAAAAUAAAAUCUUUUCUAUUUUAGGAUGUGUCAAUGCUCGAUGUAUCGGAGAAUAGCCGUUUAACUUUCCACAAAGAUUUGCUCUGUUACAAGUGAAAUUCACGUGCGCGUCCCGAGUCGCCACAAACGCGUAACUUGGCGCAAUUCGAUGUUGCGCGGCUUCCUCAUCGACGUGUGUCUCUCGCGUUGUCAACAGCGAACAGCUCGGUGGAAAUGUGAUUGAUCGCCUGUCACCCAUACGGUCCUUUUUACCAUCUCUUCCUCCACCAGUCAGCAGUGUACGCUCAACAACGACGACGACGAUACGGCCGCCGGCGCGCCUCUCUUUCAUUUUAAAUAUAACGGUGUAUAAAUAAGUAUGAGCAAUAGCGGGAGUGCGCUGUGAGGCUCCUCGCACCACCACCGCCGUUGAUUUUUCUCCCAACCGCGCAGACACGCUUUGUUUAUCCACGCGCUCCCUGCGCUAGAGAGAGGGAGAGUGAUAAAUAGAGGGAGAGAGGAAGCGUAUGCGAGGGAUGUGCAUCGUCCCGUCGGUUGCACUCGAACAAUUGUGACUUUUUCCAUUGUACGCUGCGCUCUACGCUGUUCUUUGUGCACGGGUAUGCAACACCGAAAUCAAGGUGAACUUGGGGUUUUCAACUAGAAGAUACAAAGUCAAACUUUUAUUCUUAAUGACAGGCAUUUAACAUGCUGGCAUGCCUAACAAAAAAAUUAUUAAGGAAAACUUAAAAGAAACUUUCCCUAUUGAGAAAAACAUAGGUACAUCAUUACUCCUGGAAACGUACAUUUGGAUUAAUUGCUUUUAAAUAAUGAGGAAUAUUUAUCAUCAGACGUUGAUUAAGCGUAAACUUGGCAACCAUUCGUAUACUCUGUAUACAAGAAAUAUACGUGAUGCUGUUGUUUCCAAACUGCUUGCAGCUGUGCAAUAAGCUGCAGCAUGAUACUGAAGAUCGUCCUGAUUGUACCGAUACCUGUAUAAUGUUAGAAGAAUUUUGCAUAUUUGCCGCAGAACUGGCACAUCUGUGCGAGCAAGGAACAGCAGCUGUUCCUAUGAACGCCUCCCGCUCAUUACUCGGUGAUGGAAAGGAUACUAAUCACAAAACUGGCUCAAAGAGAAUGGCAUAUGAGGUAUUUUUGGGAGGCUCUUGCAAUCCAACCACCUGGAGGUCAGACAUAGCGAUACCGACUCUUCAGAACCUCGGAAUUACUUAUUACAAUCCUCAAGUAUCACAAUGGGCUCCAGAGUUGAUAGCCCAGGAAUACGAGGCGAAGCAAACGGCACGGAUCUUGCUGUUUGUCAUCGACAAUCAGACGCGCAAUAGUGCGAGUAUUAUUGAAGCAGCUCAACUGUCAGCUACGCGCAGCGAGUCGUUGGUUCUCGUUAUUUAUCCGUAUCGCCAAGGGCAGACUAUACUCGGAGAGAGUGUUUCUACGCAAGAAUAUUAUGAUUUAAUGAACGGGUUGUUAGUACUUCAGUACCUAAUGGAAAGGCAAAGGAUACCGAUAUUCGAAAGUGUGUCGGUUGCUCUUCACUGCACGUCCAAGAUGUUACGCGAAGAAAUCAAUGUGCAGGAUUGCACGAACCUGUACACCGAUGAUGGCAUCAGACCUAUAAGAAUCUCACUCACUCAGAAUGGGACAGAUACUAUUACGUUACGGGAGAUUUUCAAAUCUAUGGACGUCAAUGAUAGCGGCAUGGUAAAAUUAGGAGAGGCUUGGCUAAUGUUGCAGUCAAACACAAUAUGCAAUAACGUGUCCCUCUCGGAUCUGCUCAACGCAGUGAAUAAGUCCGAAAUGUAUAGGACGCUGAUAAACGAAUUUCCGGCGAAAGAUGAUCCGACAGAACUACGAAUCAAUUUCGAGCAGUUUUGCGCGUUGGCCAGCGAAUCAUCGUGGACGCGGACGAAGAAUAACGGCGUCUCUUGUGAAAGUGAGAUACCUUCAAUAUGGAAUAUAUUAAGUAGGAAGGCCUCAAAUUUCCUGCGUCGAGCUUUCGUACAUCCUUUUAAUCGUUUCCUAGAUUGGGCAAAUUCCUUCGUACAGGAGUUUGAGAAAAGGGAUAUUUACAUCGGCGUAGUUAGUAAAGAUCUGGUUUGGCUAGAAUCUUCUGCAGUACCGCUGUUAGAAUCAAUGAGAUUGUCUCUGUAUCGACCAAGCCUGAACGAGUACAACGUAAGGAUAUUGCCGCAGGAAUUGCAGAAGAUGAAGAACUCGCGGUUGAUCCUGUUGAUAGUGCCGCAGCACUCGCGCGGUAUCGCCAUCAUGGCAUUGGCAGCUCACUUGAUUGGACUGCGCGCUAAGCUCGUCCUCUGUGUUCAAACUUUUCCCGAAGAUUCUAUCGUGUCUGGUGAACAACUGACUGAACAAGCCAGAAAAGAUUACAACCGAGGAAGGAUGUACCUGUCGGACUAUGCGACGCGCGAAGGUGUACCUGUUUUUCACAAUAUCGCUGACGCUCUGCAACACGCGAUACAAUUAGUUCAAAGUCCCUGUUGACUUAAUUGCUCUUUACUGCUUUUUUUUCUUCUUUUUCUAUUAUUUUCGUACGAAUAAGCUCGGUUCGACGACUAAUUUAUUUUUACUCUUAACAAUGUCCAUCUACCAUUGGAGAUCUACGCGAACACGAUAGGAUAUGAUGAUGAUAAUGAUGAUGCCGCACUAUCAUUAUUAUUUCUAUUAAAAGUGACUAUUGUAACCAUCGUUGGCAUGAAAUGCCUCUCACGAUGUUAUCUUAUUGCCAUCGUCUCAUCGCUAGCUCUCGCGCUACAAAUAGUUAACGAUACCAUUUGUUUAUGCAUUAUUAUUACUACUACUAUUACUCUUACUGCUAUUACUAUACUACUAUCAUUACUAUUAAUUGUUACCGUUUUUAAAUUCUUGACAAAGUUGCAACACAAAUAGUCAAGAUCUUUUACUUCCAUCGAGAUAUUCCAUUUAUUAUUACUAUUUAUUACGAGCAUACGGCAUUUCUCGAGCAAUUAUUUUUACUUUGUUGGUGAAACACAAUUCUUUUUAUUUUUAUCUUUUUUGUUUUUAAGGAAAGAGUUGAUAUAUAUAUAUGUGCUGUUUUAUACUGGCUAAGUGCAUCGAGCAGCUAAUUGUUUUAAUAUUAUUUAGUUCUUUUUUUAUUACUAUGUUUUUCUCUUAUCGAAUGAUGUUGAACCUUUUAUUUAACCGUUGUAGAUCAUUAGAAAAAAAAAGAAGAAAAAAAAAAGAGGGCGGUCUUUGAUGGUAGACGGACAUGUACUAUUUUUCUCGUUUUUUUUUUCUUUUUUAUAGCAACUUAACGUUCGCAAUUUUUUUGUAACCUUUUGGUAACGUGGUUGAGGAUUGAUUUGAUAUACGUGUACAUAAACCUUGUAAUUGUUUCUAAUUAUCUAAUCAAUUAACUUGGCAUCUAAUCGAAGAGGGAUAUAUCACACGAAAUUCACUUGCGUUUUGGGUGCGUAAUGACGUGUGUUUGUGUACGCAGAUGCACGCGUAUGUACAUCUCGUCCGCGUGUAUCCGUAGCGAAUUCUUCGUAGAAUUCAUCCCCCGUUUCGGUGCACCAAAACGUGCAAAUAUAAAAUUCCAAUUGUCGAUGAUAACGAGAAUUUCAAUAACGCUAUAUUCUCGUUCCAAUCGGUGUACAACAUACGAGUAAGUGAAUGAUGAAUGAGGAAAAAAAUGAUUGAGUGAGUGACUGAAUAUGUGUAUGUGUGUGUUGAGAGAGAGCGAGCAAGCGAGCAAGCGAGAACGAGAUGUUAAAACAUUUAUCAUCUCUUCGAAUUACUUGAUAUCUUGCUCAUAGACCUCAUCCGUUUGAAUGAAACAAAAAAAAAAAAACGACAAAAAAGUGGCUCAAGAGAAAAAUCAUUUAUUAUAUCUUCUUUUUUUUUUGCACGAAUGGUUUCACGUACACAUAUUUCAUUCAACAUUUUCUUUUCAAAAAUAAAACAAAACUAUCACCGUU
This is a messenger RNA of Linepithema humile (Argentine ant), 4268 nucleotides long. The record is from RefSeq and is a predicted model, not a curated record. Lineage: Eukaryota; Metazoa; Arthropoda; Insecta; Hymenoptera; Formicidae.